AUGAGGUGACAGAGACCGUGACGAUGCAAGCCGACAAAUACAACUACUAGGAGUUGGGGUCUUGUUCGCCACCAUUACACCAUUCCAUUCCAGUGGUAGAAGAUCCGAGAUCGAGGAGGAGGUGAGGAGAGGAGCAAGAAGAAGAAGAAGAAGAAGAAGAAGAAGAUGGGCAUGGAGAGCGGAGAUGCCCAACUGCCGCUGCUCCACCACCAGGCUUCCGCAUCCAAUCAGCACUAUACCAAGCCCCCCUUCAACUGGAAGGCUCCUGCUCUUAUCUUGGCCUUUGAAUUCUUGGAGAGCAUUGCCUAUGCUGGCAUCUCCCUCAACUUGGUCGUUUAUCUUGGAACCGUCCUCCAUGGAACUACCGCCUCUAACGCAGCCAAUGUUGAUACAUGGAACGGAACCACUUUUCUUACACCGGUGCUUGGAGCCUUCUUGGCUGAUACAUACUGGGGAAAGUACAAGACCAUUGCCAUCUCUACAGUUUUCUAUCUUAUUGGGUUGCUUGUAAUUACCGCCUCUGCUGUCAUCCCAUCACUACAACCUGCUCCAUGCAAUGGGAGCUCAUGUCCUCCUGCAACAGGGUUUCAGUAUUUUGUCUUCUUCACCGCGCUCUACCUUAUUUCGGUUGGCACCGGGGGUGUCAAAUCAGCAUUACUCCCCUUUGGAGCUGACCAGUACAACGAUUCAAACCUCGAAGAGAGUAAAAAGAAGCAAUCUUUCUUUAGCUUGUUCUUCAUUGCUAUCAACCUUGGAGUGUUCAUUUCGGGCACUGUCGUCGUUUGGAUACAGCAAAAUGUUGCUUGGUCUCUCGGAUUCGGCAUCUCCUCAAUAUGCCUUGUUGUUGCCACAGUUGCCUUUUUGGCAGGAACACCAGUGUACAAGGUCCAGCUUCCCAGUGGAAGCCCACUCAAGAGUGUUGUAAUGGUUUUUGUUGCCUCUUUUAAGAAGAGAAAACUGGAGGUUCCUGCCGAUAACGCACUCCUGUAUGAAGGGGAUGAUGCUGAUUUAAGCAAUGGACAAUCAGUCAAACUAGCACAUACUGAUGGUUUCAGGUGGUUAGAUAAGGCGGCAGUGGUUUUUGAGGAGGUGGAAGAGAUAAAUAAGGAUGAGGGUGGGGGUGGAGGGUGGCUGCAGUGUUCGGUAACGCAGGUGGAGGAAGUGAAGAUUCUGCUGCGGAUGCUGCCGAUAUGGGUGACCAGCGUGCUGUACGCGGCUUCCUUGGGUCAGACGGCCACCACCUUCGUGCAGCAGGGGAAUGCCAUGAACACCAAGAUCGGAUCCUUCUCUGUCCCGGCGGCAUCCCUCAACUCCGCCGAGGUCAUCUUCAUGAUGAUCUGGGUGGUGUUCCAGGACACGGUGGUCGUCCCGAUCGCCAGGCGCUACACCGGGAACCCCGCGGGGCUGACGCAGCUGCAGCGGAUGGGCGUGGGGCGGUUGCUGGCGGUGCCGGCGCUGGCGGUGGCGGCCGUGCUGGAGACGUGGCGGCUGCGCAGCGUCAGGGACGGCGGCAACCUGAGCAUCGCGUGGCAGCUGCCGCAGUUCGUCAUCCUGGCCUGCUCCGACGUCUUCUGCGGCAUCGCUCAGCUGGAAUUCUUCUACUCGGAGGCCCCCGUGUCGAUGCGGAGCCUCUGCUCGGCCUUCUCCUUCCUGGCGCUCUCGCUGGGCUACUACGUCAACUCCCUCGUCGUCUCCAUCGUCGCCGUCGUCACCACCACCUCGAACAAGGGCUGGCUCCCCGCCGACCUCAACGACGGCCAUCUGGACUACUAUUUCUGGCUCUGGACGGGGAUCAGCGCCAUCAACUUUGUGGUGUACGCCGCCUUUGCCAAGAAUUAUACCGUCAAGAGACUCGCCGUCCCGCACUCGCACUGAUCGUCUCCCUCAUCCACCCAACACUGCCUUGUAUUAUUCCAAUCAACCAUUCUUGUAUUAUUAUUCCACUUGAUUCGUUGAGCAUGUAUAUAAACCAAAUAAAAAAUAAACCAAAUAAAGGGCUGAAUCCAUGCAUUACCUUC
This is a messenger RNA of Oryza sativa Japonica Group (Japanese rice), 2018 nucleotides long. Its product is annotated as protein NRT1/ PTR FAMILY 8.3. Gene Ontology annotation, biological process: transmembrane transport; oligopeptide transport. Gene Ontology annotation, molecular function: transmembrane transporter activity. Lineage: Eukaryota; Viridiplantae; Streptophyta; Magnoliopsida; Poales; Poaceae. Gene Ontology annotation, cellular component: membrane. The record is from RefSeq and is a predicted model, not a curated record.